AUGGGUUUCCAGAAGAAGACGGGAAAGGGUCGUCUUGACAAGUGGUACCGGCUUGCCAAAGAGAAGGGUUACAGAGCCCGUGCUGCUUUCAAGUUGGUCCAGCUCAACAAGAAGUAUGGCUUCCUCGAGAAGAGCAGGGUCCUGCUGGAUCUUUGCGCCGCCCCCGGAUCAUGGUGUCAAGUUGCCGCAGAGGUCAUGCCUGCCCAGAGUCUGAUUGUCGGUGUCGAUCUGUCACCCAUCAAGCCUAUCCAUGGAGUCAUCACUUUCCAGUCCGACAUCACCACCGACAAGUGCCGAGCCACGAUUCGCCAGCACUUGAAGACCUGGAAAGCCGACACUGUACUUCACGACGGUGCUCCCAACGUCGGUACCGCCUGGGUACAGGACUCUUUCAACCAAGCAGAGCUCGUCCUUCAAUCCAUGAAGCUCGCCACCGAGUUUCUCAUUGAGGGCGGUACGUUUGUCACCAAGGUCUUCAGAUCCAAGGACUACAAUGCACUGCUUUGGGUCUUCAAUCAGCUCUUCACCAAGGUCGAGGCCACCAAGCCCCCGUCCUCGCGUAAUGUCUCCGCCGAAAUCUUUGUCGUCUGCCGCGGCUUCAAGGCCCCCAAGAAGAUCGACCCCAAGUUCUUAGACCCCAAGUCUGUCUUCGCCGAGCUAGCUGAGCCUGCCCCCAACAACGAAGCCAAGGUGUACAACCCCGAGAUCAAGAAGCGCAAGAGAGGUGGUUACGAGGAGGGCGAUUGGACACAAUUCAAGGAGCUGCCCGCUUCAGAGUUCAUCAACACAACUGACCCCAUCGCCAUCCUCGGUUCCUACAACAAGCUGUCUUUCACAGGUGCUGCCAACGGUGACGUUGCCUUGGCUGCUCUUGAAAAGAUGCCCGAAACCACAGAGGAGAUUAGAAUCUGCUGCAACGAUUUGAAGGUCCUCGGAAGGAAAGAGUUCAAGAUACUGCUGAGAUGGAGACUGAAGGUCCGCGAAAAGUUUGGUUUCCCAUCAAAGAAGACCAUCAAGGAGCAGGAAGCCGAAGCCGAGGCUGCUGCUGCCGAGGAGACCGCCGAGGUCGAGGAUAUGGAUGACGAGCUGAGGAUUCAGGGUGAGCUCCAAGCCUUGAAAGACAGAGACAACACGAAGAAGAAGCGCGAGAGGAGGAGAGAGAACGAAAAGAAGCAAAAGGAAAUCAUCCGCAUGCAGAUGAACAUGAUGGCCCCUAUGGAUAUUGGAAUAGAAGAGGCGGGCCCUCGUGGCGAAGACGCCAUGUUCGCCCUCAAGCCUAUCGACCAGAACAAUGCCCUCUCCAAGGUUUCCAAAGGCAAAAUGGCUGUCCUCACUGAAGCUGAUGCCAGGAAAGAUCGCGACAGCGGCAUCGGAUCAGAGGAAACCGACGAAGACUCCGACGAGGAGGAGGACCGCCUAGAGCGCGAGCUUGAUGGCAUGUACGAGCAAUACAGGGAGAACAAGGCAGCUUCUGAUGCCAAGUGGCGCGCAAAGAAGGCGAGGCAAGAAGCCGACGACGGCGAAUGGGACGGUGUCUCGGGUGACGAGGCCGCUUCCAGUGGCGAUGAUAUGGAGUUUGAUCAGGAGAGCAGUGAUGAGUCAGACGACGAUGAACCCGCACCAAACAAGAAGUUGCUCACCGAUCUUGACGACACACCAACGGAAGCAGGGGGCCUGUCAAAACGUGCCAAGAGCUUUUUCAAUCAGGACAUCUUCAAGGACAUGCCUGGUAUUCUUGAUGAGGGACUCGAGGAAGGUUCUGACGCCGAGGUUGCCGAACCUGCUCCUAAGCCAAAGAAGGACAAGAAGGCCAGCAAAGAGUCGAAAAAGGCCAGCAAACCGAAACAAGAAGUCUUCGAGUCUGAACCUGCCUCAGAUGACGAAGAUGAUGGUGGCUUCGAGGUCGUGAAGAAUAAAGACCAGGAAGACGAUUGGGAAGACCAGGACAAGCGACUACCUGACGGACGCCUCGACAUCGAUAUCAUCACAGCAGAGGCCAUGACUCUAGCGCAUAGACUAGCAACAGGGCAGGCCACAAGGCACGACAUUGAGGACGAAGGCUGGAAUAAGCACGCUUUCAGGGACAGAGACGCAUUGCCUGACUGGUUCGUCGAGGACGAGGGCAAGCAUGACAAGCCGCACAAGCCUAUCACCAAGGCAGCAGCAGCAGCCAUCAAAGAGAAGAUGCGCGCCUACAAUGCCCGUCCUAUCAAGAAGGUGCGCGAGGCUCAGGCUCGCAAGAAGUUCAAGACUGCCCAGCGUCUCGAGAAGCUCAAGAAGAAGAGUGACAUGCUCGCUAACGAGGAGGGUAUGACCGAGAAGGAGAAGGCCGACGGUAUUGCCAAGUUGCUUGCCAAGGCAAGCCGCAAGAAGCCCAAGGAUCAGGUCAAGGUCGUCGUGGCUAAGGGUCUUAACAGAGGUGUACAAGGUCGUCCUAAGGGUGUUAAGGGCAGGUACAAGAUUGUGGAUUCUAGAAUGAAGAAGGAGAUGAGAGCGUUGAAGCGGAUCGCGAAACGCAAGUAG
Truncatella angustata is the source of this 2523-nucleotide messenger RNA. Its product is annotated as Spb1 C-terminal domain-containing protein. Bases 1 to 2523 code for a protein of 840 amino acids. The record is from RefSeq and is a predicted model, not a curated record. Gene Ontology annotation, molecular function: rRNA (uridine-2'-O-ribose)-methyltransferase activity; rRNA (guanine) methyltransferase activity. Gene Ontology annotation, biological process: rRNA methylation; maturation of LSU-rRNA from tricistronic rRNA transcript (SSU-rRNA, 5.8S rRNA, LSU-rRNA); maturation of 5.8S rRNA from tricistronic rRNA transcript (SSU-rRNA, 5.8S rRNA, LSU-rRNA). The transcript has a single exon. Gene Ontology annotation, cellular component: nucleolus; preribosome, large subunit precursor; nucleus. Lineage: Eukaryota; Fungi; Ascomycota; Sordariomycetes; Amphisphaeriales; Sporocadaceae.